Molecule: messenger RNA, 1023 nt
Organism: Symbiodinium natans
Lineage: Eukaryota; Dinophyceae; Suessiales; Symbiodiniaceae
Source: the annotation of a GenBank genome assembly
AUGGACACGGAGUCCAAGACGAUGUUUGCGGAGUUCAUCAUGCAGCCUAUCUGCAACCUCUAUGAGGCGGCGUACAAGUAUCUGGACGCGGAUCUGCUGGGCAAGAUGCAGCGGCAGAUCCCUGGGUGGAAGGACGUGGACCUGCAGAAGCUCUCCGCUGGCGCCACGGCGACGCGAGAGCUCAGCUCUCGAUGGCUGCCCUUUGGGGAGUGCAUUCUGGAGAUGGCAACAAGCCACCUCCCCAGUCCGGUCGAUGCGGCGCCGCAUCGUUUGCCCGUGUUGUGCCCCAAGUGGUUUGCACCGAAGCCCCUGCCCAAUGCCAUCGCGGAGGGCCUUCACAAGUGUGAUGCGGAGGCCACGCCCGUGGCCUACCUGGCCAAGUUCCUGUCGGCAGACCUCGCUCGUCUGGUCCUUACCGACGACACUCUGGUCGGGGACCAGGAUGUCGAUUUCGUCGGCAUCUGCCGCGUCUUCUCUGGCACACUGCGACCGCAGAGCCGGGUCUACGUGGGCCAAGACAAGCCCGACGAGCAGGAGCGCUGUCUUCAUGUGGAGCGGCUGUUUCAGCUGAUGGGUCGGAAUCUGCUGGAGGUCACCGAAGCACCGGCUGGGAGCAUCGUGGCCUGCCACGUGAGCUCUCCCGAUGGCGCCGAGCUGGGGGUGGAGAGGUUCCUAACACUCUGCGGGGCGGAGCGUGGACCCAACUUUGAAACGCCGUACAGCAGCCAGGCUUUCGCCAUCGUCAGGGUCAACCUGCAGCCGAGCCGCGUGGAGGAUCUCAAAGCCUUGGAGCGGGGUCUUCGCCUUCUGCAUCGUGCAGAUCCAUCCGUCAGCAUUGAGGCGAUGGUGACUGGUGAGAACGUCCUGGGCUGCUGCGGAGACGAGCAUCUGAAGCGUUGUACCCACGACCUGCAGAAGCUCUAUGCGCGGGAUGUCGAGUUUUCGGUCUCCACGCCGCUGGUGGCUGUGCGAGAGUCCAUAGCGAAGUCUGCACCUUGGCAAGAACGUUACUCCCAAGUCUAG